Messenger RNA from Closterium sp. Yama58-4, 516 nucleotides. The record is from the annotation of a GenBank genome assembly. Lineage: Eukaryota; Viridiplantae; Streptophyta; Zygnematophyceae; Desmidiales; Closteriaceae.
AUGAGUUUCAUCGAGAAGGUCUGGAGUGAGGUCAUGGGGAGCUCCCCGCAGCUCCCUUCAUCCUUGGAGAAGAGCAUCUCGACCUCUCCUAGAAGCUCGCUGGAACGUUACGACAGCGCGGGAAGUCCGCUUGCUUCUCCAAAUGAAGGCUCAUAUCACGGGAUUCCACCGCUGAAUCUCGACGAACGGCGUAAGAGCGCAGAUAUGGCAUCUGAUGGUCGGACAGUAAUGCCGAGAAUCACCAAGAGCAUCUCCAUUGCUCCACAGCAGCCAAAGACGGCUCGCCGACUCGACACGUCUCGCUCUCUGCCAGCUCACUACGACACUGGACUUUCCAACUUGCCUUCCCCUGCGUCCCGCAAGGGAGAGAACGUCUGGCGCAGUGUGUUUCACCCCGGAAGCAACAAGGCUGGGAUGGAUCGCGUUGGUGCUACCAGAUUUGACAAGGCUAGCUCGUCGGAGCCGUCCGUGUUCGACUGGCUGUACAACCCCAAGUCGAAGUCGCAGUACCGUUAG